This is a messenger RNA of Pogoniulus pusillus (Red-fronted tinkerbird), 3422 nucleotides long. RefSeq names its product zinc finger protein 850-like. Bases 34 to 2964 code for a protein of 976 amino acids. The transcript is spliced from 2 exons. Lineage: Eukaryota; Metazoa; Chordata; Aves; Piciformes; Lybiidae. The record is from RefSeq and is a predicted model, not a curated record.
ACGGGGCUGGCAGCGGGCUGAGACUACCCCGGCAUGGAGGCUCAGAAGGAGCUGGGUCAUAGCUGUCCCGAGAGCGAAAUGCAUCAGGAAGAAGAGAUAAAAGAGGAGGAGGAGGAAGCAGAGAAGGAGGAAGCCGGGAAAGAGGUGGAGGUGAAGCAGGAGGAGGAUCAGGAGGAAGAGGCGGAGGAAGAGAAAGAGCAGCAGCGGGAAGGUGAAGGUAAAGCUGCCGCGGGCCCCUCUGUGCCAGCCGAGCGGUGCCCCGAGUGCGGGCAGAGCCUCCCGCCCGGCUGGCAGCCGGGGAAGCAGCAGUGCCCCCAGCCUGGCACCCAGCGCUUCAUCUGCACCCACUGCGGCCAGAGGCGCUCCGGCAUCCUGCGACGGCAGCGGGGAGGUACCCAGCCGGGCCCCAGGCUGCGGUUGAUCUGCGGUGAGUGUGGCAAGAGCUUUGCCAGCAGCUCUACUCUCAGCCGGCACCGGCAAAUGCAUGCUGGGAAGAAGUUCCCUUGUGUUGACUGCGGCAGGAGUUUCACCACCAGCUCCGCUCUAAUCCAGCACUGGCACGUCCACACAGGGGAGAAUCCAUACAGCUGCAGGGAGUGUGGCAAGAGCUUUGCCACCAGUUCCCACCUUAGCAGUCACCACUGCAUCCACGCUGGAGAGAAGCUCUACAGCUGCGGUGACUGUGGCAAGAGGUUUGCCAGCAGCUCUGAUCUCAGACGUCACAGUCGGAUCCACACAGGGGAGAAGCCAUACAGCUGUGGUGUCUGUGGCAAGAGCUUUGCCAACAGCUCUGGUCUCAGCAGGCACCAGCAAACGCAUGCUGAGACAAAACAGUUCCCCUGCCGUGACUGUGGGAAGAGCUUCACCAACAGUACUGCUCUGAUCGAGCACUGGCACGUGCACACUGGGGAGAAGCCAUACAGCUGUGAUCACUGUGGCAAGAGCUUUGCCAGCAGCUCUACUCUCAGCCAGCACCACCAAAUCCAUGCUGGGAAGAAGUUCCCCUGUGGUGACUGCGGCAAAAGCUUUAUCAGCAGAUCCGCUCUGAGUUGUCACCGCAACAUUCACACUGGGGAGAAGCCUUACAGCUGCGGUGAGUGUGGCAAGAGCUUCGCCAGCAGCUCUGCUCUCAGAGUGCAUCGCCGAAACCAUGCUGGGGAGAAGUUCCCCUGUAGUGAGUGCGGCAAGAGCUACGCCAGCAGCUCUGCUCUCAACCUGCACCGCCAAAACCAUGCUGGAAACAAGUUCCCCUGUAGUGAGUGUGGCAAGAGCUUCGCCAUCGGUUCCCGUCUGGUCCGUCACCGCCUCAUCCACACUGGUGAGAAGCCGUACAGCUGCAACGACUGCGGCAAGAGCUUUGCCAGCAGCUUCUCUCUCAGUUACCACCGUCUCUUGCACACCGGGGAGAAGCCGUACAGCUGUUCUGACUGCGGCAAGAGCUUUGUCCACAGCUCUGCUCUCAUCCGUCACCGUCGCCUCCACACCGGGGUGAAGCCCUACAGCUGCAGUGACUGCAGCAAGAGCUUCAGCAGCACCACUGACCUCAGAAUCCACCAUCGCAUUCACACCGGGGAGAAGCCAUUCCACUGCGGUGACUGCGGCAAGAGCUUUCUCUACAGAUAUGCUCUCAGUCAUCACCGUCUCAGCCACACCGGGGUGGUUCCGUACAGGUGUGGUGACUGCGGCAAGAGCUUCAUCAACAGCACCGCUCUCAAAGUUCACCACCGCCUUCACACCGGGGAGAAGCCAUUCCACUGCGAGGACUGCGGCAAGAACUUCACCACCAAAUCCCAGCUGACCAAACACCACCGCAUCCACACCGGGGAGAAGCCGUACAGCUGCGCCGACUGCGGCGAGAGCUUCCGGCAGAAGUCUGGUCUUAGCCAGCACUGCAACAUCCAUGCUGGGAAGAAACCCUUCCCCUGCCGUGAAUGUGGCAAGAGCUUUGCCGGCAGCUCUGGUCUCAGCCAGCACCGCAAAAUCCAUGCUGAGAAGAAACCAUUCCCCUGCCGUGAGUGUGGCAAGAGCUUCACCACCAGCACAGCUCUAAUCCAGCACUGGAACGUCCACACCGGGGAGAAACCUUAUAGCUGCCGUGUCUGUGGCAAGAGCUUUGCCAGCUCCUCGUCUCUCUGCUAUCACCGCCUCACCCACACCGGCGAGAAGCCCUUCAGGUGCGGUGAGUGCGGCAAGACCUUCACCAUGAGUUGUCUGCUGAAGCGUCACCGCCGCCGGCACUCCGGGGAGAAGCCUUACAGCUGUGAUGACUGUGGCAUGAGCUUUGCCAGCUGCUUGUCUCUCUGCUCUCACCGCCUCACCCACACCGGCGAGAAGCCCUUCGGGUGCGGUGACUGUGGCAAGACCUUCACCAGGAGUUCACAGCUGAAGAGUCACCGCCACUUGCACACCGGGGAGAAGCCUUACACCUGCGGUGACUGUGGCAAGAGCUUCAACAGAAAAUCCCAUCUGACCAGACACCAGCUCAUCCACACUGGGGAGAAGCCUUUCAGCUGCAGUGACUGUGGUAAGACCUUCAGAGACAGCUCUACUCUGAGGAGUCACCGCAGCCUCCACACCGGGGAGAAGCCAUACAGCUGCGGUGACUGCGGCAAGAGCUUCAGCGGCACCAACGAUCUCAUAAUUCACCACCGCGUUCACACCGGGGAGAAGCCAUUUCACUGUGGGGACUGCGGCAAGAGCUUCAACAGCAAAUCCCAGCUGACCAAUCACCACCGCAUCCACACCGGGGAGAAGCCGUACAGCUGCGCCGACUGCGGCAAGAGCUUUGCCACCAAAUCCCAGCUGAACAGUCACCACCGCGUCCACACCGGGGAGAAGCCCUACAGCUGCAGUGACUGCGGCAAGAGCUUCCGGCAUAAGUGCGCCCUGACCUUGCACCUGCACAGCCGCAUCCAUCAAAAGAUGAGCAGCAACAAAGCGCCCAAGAGUCCCCACUCCCAGUGACACCAGGAGGUACCCAGCGGCCAUGGGCCCCUCCUGCCCUCCUGACAAUGCUGGUGCCAGGAUUCUCUGCUGGUAGAGCUGCUUAAAGCAUGACCAUUCCGAGGGCAUUUGCUGGCUGGGAUGUGUGGUGGCUCCACCAGUAGCACCAUUUCCUGAUGUGCCACCCCCAGGCAGAGACCUGAAAUAUGCCUUGUUUGGAGGGACAGGGAUGGGAAGGCAGAGCAGAGCAGUGCCAUGGCCAGGGCAGGACCUGUAAGCUGUGCUGGGUCCCAAUGUGGUCUCCAUAAGCUCUGCUAGGUGAUGUCACCAUCAUCACCGUCACCAAUCCUCACCAAGACCAGCACUGGCUUGGUACACACUCAGGGAAGAAGCAACUGUUGCAUGUGGCUGCAAGUCAGGGACUCCAUGGAAAAUGUGCCUGGAGCAGGGAACAGUCCCAAUAAAAGACUUCCCAAGGC